Molecule: messenger RNA, 2927 nt
Organism: Tribolium castaneum (red flour beetle)
Lineage: Eukaryota; Metazoa; Arthropoda; Insecta; Coleoptera; Tenebrionidae
Product: nephrin
Exons: 11
Coding region: 422-2770 (782 amino acids)
Molecular function (GO): protein binding
Source: RefSeq, a predicted model, not a curated record
UCCGGGCGGAGUCAGUCUGCAGUCCUUUUGCAGCAUGGGGGUAGUUCUCUUUGCUCCGAGUUCCCAGAGCGCAACACCUGGUUAAGUGCAACGCGUGGUCAAAGGUCGGGGUUGCCCGCAGACACUUUUGGUCGGAUCGGCUCCGGGUGUCAAUUAAUGUGUCUUCUCAACGUUACAACGAUCAAAUAACUUCGAAGUGCUUGUUUUGUGUGCUAGCAUGUGUUUGGUACCGCGGCUCGCCGAUGAGUUUACGCCCACGACGGCGACGGCGUCGAGAUGCUGUGCCUCGACCUAGUGAUACCCUAAAUAAACAAAGGCCUCGCCGUCAGCAUGCCGCUGUAGCUUCCCUAAAAACGUUUCCUCCAAGUGUCCACGGUGGUGUUCCAGCGCUAAACAGUUUCCAAAUUUCCGGUCAUGUAGCAUGAAGAUGUCAAGUGCGGGUUUCCUAGUGCUAGUCCUCGUGCUUUUAGUGACUUGUUCGGAGGCGGAACCGGCGACCGAAUUCGCGGAAGCCUCCGAUGGGGGCACGGCGUCGCUGCCGUGCAACCUGGCCCCCAGCCACCCCCCGGACAGAGUGAGUGUGGUGCUGUGGUACAGGGGCACGCAGGAGAGCCCCAUCUACAAGUACGACCUGCGGAGCAGCCGCCCCCAGCACUGGGCCGACGUGUCCCUCGAGAACCGCUACUUCCUGAGGGUGCUCGACGACGAGAGGGCCGUCAUGAGCAUCUCGCCCACGAAGCUGGCUGACGAAGAGGUGUUCCAUUGUCGCGUCGACUUCCACAAGUCCCCGACCAGAAUCACGCAUGUCAAUUUGACGAUUGUUGUGCCGCCGACUGGUGUCCAAGUGACUGAUGACUUCAACCAAGUGAAAAAUGGCAUCACCACGGCCUACGCUGAAGGGGCCAGUUUAACACUCACUUGCACCGCCACCGGAGGCAAACCCCUCGCCAAAGUCUCGUGGUGGCGUGAUGGAGAGCUAGUGACAGACGAGUCCCAGUUCUUCCCCGACAGAAGGAAAUCGCAAAGUGUGCUGAAAAUUGACAAGCUCACGAGAUCCCACUUGCUUGCAAUCUACAGUUGUGAAGUCAGCAAUAGCAGACUACAGCCUCCUCUCGUAGUCAGAGUCGCUAUAGACAUGUACCUGAGACCACUUGAGGUCACAUUACUGGGAAAUAACCCCGAAUUUAGUGCGGGAAAGCGAUAUAAUAUUACAUGCAGGUGUAGAGGGUCCAGGCCACCCGCAAUCAUCACUUGGUGGAAGGAUGGCGUGUCUCUGGAAGGGGGCACCGUGACCGUCAGCGCCGACGGCAACACCACCACCAGCGCCCUCGCCUUCACGCCCACCGCCGCCGACCACGGCCUCAUCCUCACCUGCAAGGCCUCCAACCAGCGCAUCCCCUUCAGCGAGCAGCAGCGCACCUGGAUGUUGCGCGUAAACUACCCCCCGAAGGUGACCCUCACCCUGGGCCACGGCCUGGACACCAGCGUGAUCAAAGAGGGUUCCGACGUCUACUUCGAAUGUCACCUAACGGCGAACCCUUGGGUGCAUAGAGUCUGGUGGCUGAGGGACGGAAACCGUCUACUGAGCAACGCCACCGCCGGAGUCAUCGUCAGCAACCAAACGCUCGUUCUCCAGAGCGUAAGUCGCGCCAGCUCCGGCCGCUACUGCUGCGAAGCGACGAACAAGGAGGGCACCUCCACCAGCCCGCCGUUCCACCUGCGAGUUAAAUUUCCACCGGUAUGUGCGGAGAGAAGCGGCCGAAAGGUCUUGGGAGCGGCCAAAGACGAACCGCUCAAGGUGGAAUGCAAGGUCGACGCCGAACCGCCGGCAUCGUUUUUCCGGUGGAGUUUUAACAGCACUCCGGGGAUCUCCCGGGAGCUGAGCGAGUUCACGACGGAGGCUGGCUGUAGCGUGUUGACGUACGUGCCGAGGGCUCCUGCGGACUACGGCACGCUGCAGUGCUGGGGCAGGAACGAGAUCGGCUCGCAGAGUGUACCAUGCAGUUACCAUAUCGUCCCAGCAGGAAAACCCGACCCGCCGCACACGUGCGGGGUUGCCAACGUCACGCACCACUCCGUGCUGCUCACGUGCAAGAAGGGCUUCGAUGGGGGCUUGCGACAGAAAUUUACAAUGCUGUUAAGCUCCGGAGAGGAAGUCAUUGCGAACAUGUCCACAUCAACGACGCCAGAUUUCAUCGUUACCAAUCUGGAAGCUGCUCAAGAUUAUUCCGCGACGGUGUAUUCGUUCAAUUCCAAAGGCUGGUCCAAAAUGCUGACUCCUGUGGUCUUUCGCACGUUGCCUGCGCCCGGCCUCAAGGAGCAAAGGAGGUCCACAGGACCCUGGGACGGGGACAAGGGUGGCACAGGACCCUGGCUUUACAUCCUGCUGGCCGCCGGCUCGACGCUGAUCGUCGCCGGGGCCAUUGGAGCGAUUAUUUUUGUUGUCAAAAAAUUUAGGGUGGACAGUCCUGUGAGAGAGCGCCGUCCUCGCAGUCCGAAAAGGGAAGAGAGUCCAUUGAAUCCCCGGGUGCCGCCGCCCUACACGGACCCCAUUACAGACGACAAAAACCCCGACCUGAUUCCCCCCACCAACGAAAGUCUUCUGGAUGCCUCGAUGGUACCCUACACGAUAACAGCUCGGCCAUCCAGUAAACGAAAUUGCGCGACGCAGAUGCCAGUGAAGCCCUACCACGUGACAUGGGCUCCCAUAUUGCAGUCGCGGAAUUGUGCCACUCAGACCCCACCCCCGCACAAGGAGAGUUCUGUCUAGUCUACCCCAACGACCCCAAUCAACAGUCUCGGCACCGGGACCAAUACCACCUGUGAUAUUUGUGAAUAUCUCAUAUUUUUAAGCAUUGACAUUAUCAAAACUAAAACUGUUAACGCUGUUAUUAUUUCAUUGUCAAUAAAAUAUCAUUACAUGUGUA